AUGAGUAAACUCUCCUUCCCAGCGCGGGCUCUGACCGCCGCCAAACCGCUGCCUAUCUACCGCGGCAAGGACAUGCCUGAACUCAACGACUGCGUCUCCAUCAACCGGGCCGUGCCCCAGAUGCCCACUGGGAUGGAGAAGGAGGAGGAAUCGGAACAUCAUUUACAGCGAGCUAUUUCAGCACAGCAAGUGUUUAGAGAGAAAAAAGAGAGCAUGGUCAUUCCCGUUCCUGAGGCAGAGAGCAACGUCAACUAUUACAAUCGCUUGUACAAAGGAGAGUUUAAACAGCCCAAACAGUUCAUUCAUAUUCAGCCUUUUAAUCUAGACAACGAGCAACCAGAUUAUGAUAUGGAUUCAGAAGAUGAGACCUUAUUAAAUAGACUUAACAGAAAGAUGGAAAUUAAGCCUUUGCAAUUUGAAAUUAUGACUGACAGACUUGAAAAAGCCAGUUCUAAUCAGCUUGUAACACUUCAAGAAGCAAAACUGCUGCUAAACGAAGAUGAUUAUCUUAUUAAAGCUGUAUAUGACUACUGGGUGAGAAAACGUAAAAACUACAGGGGGCCAUCCCUCAUUCCUCAAAUAAAACGAGAGAAAAAAGAUGGCUUUACCAACAAUGACCCUUAUGUUGCCUUUCGGAGAAGAACAGAGAAAAUGCAAACUCGAAAGAAUCGUAAGAAUGAUGAAGCCUCUUAUGAAAAGAUGUUGAAACUGAGACGAGAGUUUAGUAGAGCCAUAACAAUUUUGGAAAUGAUUAAGAGAAGGGAGAAAACAAAACGAGAAUUAUUGCACUUAACCUUAGAAGUUGUGGAAAAAAGAUAUCAUUUGGGAGACUAUGGAGGUGAAAUCUUUAAUGAAGUGAAAAUCAGUAGAUCAGAAAAAGAGUUGUAUGCCACUCCAGCAACUCUUCACAAUGGAAAUCAUCACAAAGUCCAAGAAUGUAAAACUAAGCACCCUCAUCAUUUGUCUUUGAAAGAAGAGGCUUCUGAUGUUGUUCGUCAAAAGAAGAAGUACCCAAAGAAGCCUAAAGCAGAGGCUUUGAUAACAUCUCAGCAGCCCACUCCUGAGACAUUGCCUGUGAUCAAUAAGAGUGACAUUAAGCAAUAUGACUUUCACAGCUCAGAUGAAGAUGAAUUUCCACAGGUACCAUCCCCAGUAUCAGAACCUGAAGAAGAAAAUGAUCCUGAUGGUCCCUGUGCUUUCAGAAGGAGGGCAGGAUGCCAGUAUUAUGCUCCUCGUUUGGACCAAGCUGACCAUACAUGUGAGAAUUCAGAAUUGGCAGAUUUGGAUAAGUUGAGGUAUAGGCAUUGCCUUACAACACUUACAGUCCCAAGAAGAUGUAUAGGAUUUGCAAGGAGGCGAAUUGGCAGAGGUGGAAGAGUCAUAAUGGACCGAAUAUCCACAGAACAUGACCCAGUCCUGAAACAGAUAGACCCUGAAAUGCUGAAUAGUGUUUCAAGCUCUUCCCAAACUAUAGACUUUUCUUCUAAUUUCUCUCAGACCAAUGCUUCCAGUAAACCUUGUGAAAAUAGACUGUCCCUUUCUGAAAUAUUAAGCAAUAUCAGAUCUUGUCGACUACAGUGUUUCCAGCCAAGGCUACUAAAUUUACAGGACAGUGAUAGUGAAGAAUGUACCUCCAGAAAACCAGGGCAGACUGUGAACAAUAAAAGAGUUUCUGCAACAUCUGUAGCUUUAUUGAACACCAGCAAGAAUGGCAUAUCAGUAACAGGAGUCACAGAAGAGCAGUUUCAGACACAUCAACAGCAGUUAGUUCAAAUGCAAAGACAGCAACUUGCUCAGCUUCAGCAGAAGCAGCAAUCUCAGCAUUCCUCACAACAGACACAUCCAAAAGCACAGGGCUCAAGCACCUCUGACUGCAUGUCUAAAACACUCGACUCAGCCAGCGCCCACUUUGCUGCAUCUGCAGUGGUCAGUGCACCUGUUCCAGGUCGCAGUGAAGUAGUCAAGGAACAGAACACAGGCCACAGCAACAUAAAUGGUGUCAUCCAACCUUCAGGAACCUCUAAAACAUUAUACUCCACCAAUAUGGCUUUAUCAUCCAGCCCAGGGAUUUCAGCUGUACAACUUGUAAGGACAGUUGGCCACACUACUACAAACCACUUAAUCCCAGCAUUGUGCACAAGCAGCCCUCAAACACUUCCCAUGAACAAUUCCUGCCUGACAAAUGCAGUGCACCUCAAUAAUGUCAGUGUUGUUUCUCCAGUCAAUGUGCAUAUCAAUAUGGACUCAGCACCAUCGCCAACAGCCUUAAAACUUGCCACAGUUGCUGCCAGUAUGGACAGAGUGCCAAAGGUUACUCCCAGUAGUGCCAUCAGCAGCAUAGCAAGAGAGAACCAUGAACCAGAAAGAUUGGGUUUAAAUGGAAUAGCAGAGACAACAGUAGCUAUGGAAGUCACAUAACAUAAAACAUGUGGCUUUUCCUGUGUGGAUGAUGUGCAGUCAUUCGUAUUCCAGCUGAAUGCAAAAGGCGACACCUUGUGGAUCACAGAGUGUAACAAUGGACCUAAAUGGACUACAGUAUAUCAGAUGUUAAAUCGAUAUAUGAUGUAUAUUUUGUAAAAUUGGGAAAAUCACUACCUUGUAAAAUAGUUUAUUUGUAUCAUCAAUAUUAUUUCUGUUACUUGAAUAGUAGAUAUUCAUCAUCGUGCUUUUGCACUUGAAUUUGCAACUGAAUGGAUUUUAAAAAUAAUUCUUUAAUGGGAUCAUGAGCAUGAAAUGGGAUCCUGCAUCACUUGUUUUAACUAUUAUUUUGCCAUGUUUACAUUUUGUAUCUUGUAAAAUAAAUCCAACUUUGUGUCUAAAAAGUUAAAGAUUCAUAGCUAGGAAAUGAAAUUCUUGUAAUUUUUUUCUAAAGGAACUGUAAAGUUUUCACUUGGUUCAUUUUGUUUCACAAUUUGACUAGAUGGACUUUUUGGUAAAUACUUUAGUGGCAUUUCACUGUCAAAUAUGAAGUUCAAGGCAAAAUAGUAUUUUCUAUUACUGUGCAGGGGAAAGGGAUGGAUCGAUACAUGCAAAUUUAAUGUAGUAACUCACUUUUCCAUAUAUUUUGAAUGUAUAUUUCUAUUUAUAAUACCAGUUUAUAAAAAAUAAUUACACAGAAAAAAUGGACUAGGAAAAAUUAUGCAUCUAGCACAUUUAAACUGUGCAAACAUGAAAAUUUUUUAAGGAUUAUAUUUUAUCUGAAGGCUGCAUAUUUUAACUGGCUUUAAAACUGUAACACACCACAUAAAAGAUAUUUACCAGGUAUGUAUUGCAUUAUAUCAUUGCAAUAAAUAUUGGAAGUCUAGAUAUUGAGCCAUCCCAGGUAUUGGGAGGGGGGGAGGGUUGUGGCAAGAUUGUCUUUUCAAUUUUGGAGAGUUUUCCUGUGGCUACAAGGCAAGUAACGGGUUGGAAAAAGUCUGACUGUAAGCGUUGGACACCUUCAUAGUGUAGUGUUUUAAUGACUUUUUUUAAAUGGUUCUUGUAAAUUAGAUACAUGUAGUGGUGUUUCAGAAUGUUUGUUUAUGCACUAGUUCAGACAACUUUCCCUGUUACUUGUUCUUGAUAAGUGAAAACUGCAGGGAAAUAAAAAAUACAUA
Messenger RNA from Sciurus carolinensis (gray squirrel), 3596 nucleotides. RefSeq names its product enhancer of polycomb homolog 2-like. The record is from RefSeq and is a predicted model, not a curated record. Gene Ontology annotation, biological process: regulation of transcription by RNA polymerase II. Lineage: Eukaryota; Metazoa; Chordata; Mammalia; Rodentia; Sciuridae. Gene Ontology annotation, cellular component: piccolo histone acetyltransferase complex.